This is a messenger RNA of Tremella mesenterica DSM 1558, 576 nucleotides long. RefSeq lists its product as uncharacterized. NCBI's taxonomy places the organism in Eukaryota, Fungi, Basidiomycota, Tremellomycetes, Tremellales, Tremellaceae. The transcript is spliced from 3 exons. The record is from RefSeq and is a predicted model, not a curated record. Bases 1 to 576 code for a protein of 191 amino acids.
AUGUUUAAAACGGAGAGUCAGCCUCCGUGGUUCAUACAAGAGGGCAUGCAAGCGUGGCGUACGGAAAUGGCUCUUCUCGAGACCGUACGGGAAUUCCCAGAGUUGGAUUUCAUCUGUCAAGCAAGGGGUUUUUAUCGACGGUUUUCCCGGGCUGGGGUUGAGGUCGGAGCUACAGGCGGUGGUCGUCACACGGACGGACGAGGUGAUAGAUCGGUGGGAAAGGGUUCACAGUGUUUGGCGGUCAUCAUGGAGGACGGGGAUGAACUUUGCGAAGAGGAAAAGAAGGAAAUCAUCUCCCACUACAUUUCUCUCUCCCGACGUCGAAUCCUACAUGGAGACGCCCAUCCGCGUAACUGGAUAAAAGUCGUCGACCCCAUUCUUCUGACUCAUCCGGGGCCUCCCCGUCGUCUUGGUCGACACCCCUAUCGGAUCAAGUUGAUCGAUUGGGGAUCUUCCCGCUUGGUACCUCCUGGUGACGAGUGGGGUGAUUGCAUGUUACGAGCUCAAGUGGAUGAGAUCAAAGACGCUUUUGAGCAUAAUGACGUUUAUAGGUUAUCGGCACCGCAGGAGGUCUAG